AUGGAUAAGACACCUCCAACUGCACUAACUGAACCUUCUGACAUGAAGACAGCAACUCAAGAGCCCCCACCAAAUGACUGGCUGACUUCCACUGUGACUUGGAAAUCAGAAAGCUAUGCCUCUGGAGAGAGCCAGCAUGUGAGCAAAGGCGAUCCAAGCAGCUCCUCUUCAUGGCAACCUUGCAAGUCACUUGGGACUUUGUAUUCUCAACAUUCAGGGAAAGGCCAAAAGAGGAAAUGCCAGGUGGAAGGUGAAAAGGAUGUCUGGUCAGAAAAGCCAAGCCAACCUCUAAAGCAGCAGAAGCAGGAAGACCAUGAAAGAGAGCUUGGGUGUGAAGAGCUAGGCAAGGGUCAGAUAAAAAAACUCCCAAAAGAGGCUGGAUUACAGCUGAAGCCCUCAGAGUGCACCAAAGACCCUGGGCAAGAGGCUGUGACUGAGGUGAAGUGUGUUGAUGGAGGCCAAGGUCCCAAGCAUCCCCACAUCAACAUGGAGGAUGGUGUUCAGAAACACCACAAUGGAAUGUACCCAAGUUUAGUGGUACACCUUCAACCCAGUGAUCCUGCAAGCUCUGACUUUGUCGGUUCUCACAAGAUUCCAGUGGAUGCCUCAGAAAAGAUCAGUGUCUGUGUACAUGAGCAGAUUCAUGCUCCUCAAACACCUCAAAUCUGCACAGACAGAGUCAGCAACAAAGUGCCAAUACCCAAGGCCAAAGGAAAGACUCCUGAAGACCAAGACAAGAGCACAGGGCUGGACCAUGGCCCUCACAUCACAGAGGACAUGCAAAAGGAAAUCAGUAGUGCUCUAGGCCCAGGGCCACAGGAGGAGAUCUUGAGUCAUGCCUUCAAUAUGAAAAUUACUCGAGGAGACAUGCACACCUUGAGGGACACCCAGUGGCUCAAUGACACAGUCAUCAAUUUUUACAUGAAUCUUCUCAUGGCCAGAAAUCAAAGUCAAGGAUACCCUGCACUUUAUGCAUUUAAUACCUUCUUUUACACCAAGUUACAGAGUGGGGGCUACAGGUCAGUCCAAAGAUGGACCAAGACAGUAAACCUCUUUGCCAAGGAACUGAUCCUGAUGCCCAUUCACCAGGGUGUUCACUGGAGCCUGGUGGUGACAGACCUAAGAGAGAAGAGUCUUGUCUACCUGGACUCAAGGGGCCACAAGAGACCAGAUGUCCUCCAGCUGAUUUUCCACUAUCUGCAGGAUGAGAGCCAAGUGAGAAGGAAUGUGGAGCUGAACCCUUUGGAGUGGAAGCAGUACAGCAUGGAAGCAGAGGACAUUCCUCAGCAGAAGAAUGGCAGUGACUGUGGCAUGUUUACCUGUAAAUAUGCAGACUACAUCUCCAGAGGCCAGCCCAUCACCUUCUCUCAGCAGCAUAUGCCUCUAUUUAGGAAGAAGAUGGUGUGGGAGAUCCUGCACCAGUGCCUACUGUAG
Arvicanthis niloticus (Nile rat) is the source of this 1434-nucleotide messenger RNA. The record is from RefSeq and is a predicted model, not a curated record. Lineage: Eukaryota; Metazoa; Chordata; Mammalia; Rodentia; Muridae.